AUGGAUCACGGGUAUCAAAAUACCGGCAGAACCCAUUUUGGAACAACUCCUCAACAAUUGGUUACACACUCGUUUUGCGACAGAGCUUCGCCAGUGUCACCCGUCACAAACAUCGGAAGUUACACUUCAUUUGUGCAACACGUAAAAGAUGACAACAAUAUGAAUUCGUUACAGCGCAAAGCACAAGUGAAAUUAAAUGCCAUGCCAUGGUUUCAUGGAAAAAUAUCAAGAGAGAUGGCUGAAGAUUUGCUAACACCAAAAGAAAAUGGUCUAUUUCUGGUUAGAGAGUCUACUAACUAUCCGGGAGAUUAUACACUUUGUGUUUGCUACAUUGGUAAAGUGGAACAUUACAGAGUAAAGUAUAAAGACAACCAACUUACAAUCGAUGAUGAAGAAUUUUUUGAAAAUCUAUCCCAAUUAGUCGAACACUACCAAAAAGAUGCUGAUGGACUAUGUACACAAUUAACCAAGAGUCUACCUAAAAAGGGUAAACAAGAAUUUUGUAUUGAUACCAAAUCUUUUAUUGAUGCCGGAUGGGUUAUCCAAGAACAGGAAUUACAGUUAAACGAAACCAUUGGCAAAGGGGAAUUUGGUGAUGUAUUAUUGGGAGUGUACAGAGGAGAAAAAGUAGCUGUUAAAAUGUUGAAAGACUCUAGUGUAGAAGCCCAAAAAUUCCUAACAGAAGCUUUACUUAUGACGUCUUUGAGGCAUGAAAAUUUGGUUGAACUUCUUGGACUCGUAUUAAAUGAAAAACAUUUAUUGCUAGUUACUGAAUACAUGGGUAAAGGUAGUCUUGUUGAAUAUUUACGAUCAAGAGGAAGACUUCAUGUUACCAAAAAAGAUCAAAUUAAUUUUGCUGUUGACACGUGUAGCGGUAUGGAGUAUUUAGAGUUUAGAAAAGUAGUUCAUAGAGAUUUAGCAGCUCGAAAUGUUUUAAUAUCAGAAGCCGGAGUAGCUAAAGUAGCUGAUUUUGGAUUGGCACGUGAAGAAAAUUAUAUUGUGGAUGCUGGAAAAUUGCCCAUCAAGUGGACUGCCCCUGAAGCACUUAGACAAGGAAUGUUCUCAAAUAAAUCAGAUAUGUGGAGUUUUGGAGUUCUAUUAUGGGAAAUUUAUUCUUUUGGUCGAGUUCCUUACUCUAGAAUACCAUUAAUUGACGUAGUAAAGCAUGUAGAAAAAGGUUAUCGUAUGGAAGCUCCUGAGUGUUGUCCUCCGGAAAUAUAUGAAAUCAUGAGACAAGCAUGGGACUUAUUUCCUGAACGAAGACCUACGUUCAAGGAUGUUAAGACCAAACUAGCACAAUUAAAAGCUGUAACUAUUAACUAA
Messenger RNA from Macrosiphum euphorbiae (potato aphid), 1323 nucleotides. The record is from the annotation of a GenBank genome assembly. NCBI's taxonomy places the organism in Eukaryota, Metazoa, Arthropoda, Insecta, Hemiptera, Aphididae.